AGGAUAUACCUACGGGAAGGAUAGAUCGGGCAUCUAUCGCAGCAACAGAAGUGUGUGAUGGCGGUGGCGUAAUACCCAGCAAUAAAAAGUGAUCCAGAAGAAAUUGUACAAAAAGCGAUUUUAUUUCCUCGCCAAUUGGUUCAGCAGGUGUUGAAACGUAUAGGACUGAACCAACCACGGUAGAUUGAGUGCGAAAUCAGCGUUGAAAAGUAGCGAAGUAGUGGCCAAUAGAGCAGAUACGAAAUUGUACAUGUGUGUUGUGAUAUAAGAAGAGUUCCUUGAACUGGUCCCUCGAGUGAUUGCGAAGAGUACCGGAUUGAAAUUUUAGCAAUUCAGAACGAAUAACGAAGGUUCCUCGUAGUCAAUUGAUUCAGAAUAACAAGUAGCCUUUGCAAUGCGUUAUCAGUGCCGUUUCUGUCCCAGUGCUCUGCCGCCGUCCUGCUGAAGUUCCAGACCAGUGACCUGCAAAAUCGACGAGUGUGGUGUGAGAGAGAAAAAUGUCUAAUCAUGGCAACGGCAAGGACAGUUGCAACAAAGAGGCACACGGAGCACCGCCAAUUACAGCCCCAUCAGCAGCAGCGGCAGCAAAUGGUAUCCACAUGCAGGAGCACUCGUGCGAGAUAUGUGGCAUGUCCGGUCUGUCUGAUGAUGCCAUGCGGGAUCACACCCGACAAUGCCAUGUAGAGGGAAGCGCUCAGUGUCCGUUCUGUGGACUGAGUGGGGUACCGGCGGCUGAGUUGCUGCUGCACGUGAAUCAAGCUCACCUGGAUUAUUUGACACCGGAGAAUGAGCUAAUGAGCUUUAUUGACGAUCAGACGCCUAGUAUUGAUGGUGAUUCUGAUUCCAUCUCGGAUUGCCGCGGUUUGUCGCCCUCAAUUACAUCCGAGCUUCUCACCCCGGUUUCGAAUGCCAACAGUAAACCAAGCAUAGGCAAUGGAUCUUCGGUGACUAACUCCUGCGGGCAGCAGCAGCUCCUCAAUGGUACCAAUAGUCAUAACAAAAUCUGUUCUUCGAUGAGCACCUCGGCGACGAGCACCAGUAGCAAAUCCAGUAUCGGUAGUCAGCAGAACGGUAUCAGUAACGGUAGUAUGAGUGCCAGUAGCAGUAGCAAUAACCAAAUGUCAGGUUCUAGCAGUAAGGUCAAUCAACAGCAUCUGUUGAACAACCAGCAGCAUCCUGAAGUGACGAUAACUAGUACAAGCAACAAAAGCUGUGAUAUGCUAAACGAUGGGAAGGAAGUGGUGAUGAAUGGCGGUGGAGCAGGUUGUACUAGUGGUGUUGUGUCUGGCGCCGGUGGUACUGCAACUGUGAACGGUACUGGCGCAGGCGGCCAGGGCUCUCCACUUCGAUCACAACUAGGUCUCAAGCUCAAAUCACAUAAACCAGUCGCAACUACCACUACGAAGCCCAGUCCGUUGCAGUGUCUGUUAUGUCCCUACACGACCGAAAACCCAUCCGUUUUAGAAGAGCAUAUAAAUCGAUCGCACUUUGACCCGUUGAGUCCUAGCGUAAAUCUUGGUGCUAGCGGAAAUACCCACGCAGAUACUUUAAGCGCGUUACAGUGCCCUAUUUGUGCGCGAACCUUCGAAUCCGGCUCGGAUCUAGAGUUACACGUGAACAUUGAGCAUCGUGAUAUACUAAGUCCUGCGAAGGCAGAUCGACAAAAUGGAGGCACGCCGGCUGCUGCGGCUGUCAAUGGAAGCCUCACCGGCAGCCUAUGUCCGGUCUGUGGAAUUUCGUUCGACCACAUGAAAACAGCAGACAUGGAGAUUCACAUCGAGAAACAUUUCAGCAAAAGUCCACAGAAUCCAAGUUCAAAGGAACCGGAUUUGGAGAAACAAGCUCAAAAGCUACGCGAGCAGCGAGAAUUCGAGAUGCUACGAGCGCAGUACGGUAUGGACGAUCAGGGAAACUUUCGAGAGCAAUCAGCAGCUGCCAUGCAGAGGGCGGUAUAUGCAGGUGAGAUGAGCGUCGCUGAUUAUUACGAGCGGCAGGUUGGAUUGCGAGCGGCGGAAUCCCACGGCGUUGACGAUGGAUCGUCUUGCACGAAAUCGGUUUCACCUCGUGUGCUGGCGUUGUCUUCGUCCUCGCCGAACGUUCUGAAGACGUACGUUUGCUCCAGUGUCGAUCACUACGCGUCAAGUUACGGAGAUAAAGGAUGGGGUUGUGGCUAUCGGAAUCUGCAAAUGAUGCUAUCGUCGCUGCUCCAGAACACCGCUUACAACGAAGCACUGUAUUCGGCAUGGGGAUCACAUGGCCCAGCCCGUACGGCAAUGCCCAGUAUCUCUCGUCUGCAACGCAUGGUUGAAGCUGCCUGGGCCCAAGGGUUUGACGUACAAGGCUCGGAACAGUUAGGCUGCAAGCUGUACAACACUCGGAAAUGGAUUGGUGCUACGGAAAUUGUCACAGUCAUGUCGUGGCUCCGAAUUCGAUGCGAAUUGGUGGACUUUCAUAGGCCCACCUCUUCUGAUGGGCGCCAUCCUGAAUUGUUCAACUGGGUACUGCGCUACUUUGAAGAACCAAGAAUCCACACUCCGCCCUUGUACCUGCAGCACCAAGGUCACUCGAGAACGAUUAUUGGAAUUGAGCAACGUACCUCUGGGCUUUCGCUACUGGUAUUAGAUCCCAGCCACGGUCCCCGUCAAGUAGCGGCGCUGGGGUCGUCACAAGAUUCACUUCGACUGAUUCGGAAAAACUCGGCAGCCAUGAGAGCUCCCCAGUACCAAGUCGUGGCGGUGAAAGGACUAAUCGAAACGGAAGAACAAUACCAGGCGAGUAAAGUUUUGCGGUCCCAUAGAAUUCCGCCAGACCGUUGACGUGCUGUAGACGUUUACCUGAUCUAUGUUCGAGUUGCGCUAAUUUAAGAACUUACCAAUUCUUUUUAUCUAGUCUAGAACAAACGAACAAACUUAGCUAACCUUAGAUUGACGAUAGGAAGAGAAUAUCUUAUAGUUUAGAACAACCAAGAGUGAAAUACUUUACCAUAAAAGAGAAAAUAACUAUAACCCAAAAGCAAGCAAACAACUAUCACCAACACCCAGUAACGUAACACUCACACGGAGACACGUAACUCAAUUAGACUAAUUCUAAACCAAUACUGCAAUAAACUCUCAUUCACUUUGUAGGUAUUACCUAGUUCACAAACAGCUGUUAUCGAAUAUCAAUAUCGCUUCUUGGAUAUGUUAUGUUGUGUUAUGUUAAUAGAUAUUGGCUUCUGAUACUUUGUUACCUUCAGGUUUUGUUAUUAAAUAGUUGGCAAGUGCUUGCUGCACUGCAGUAAAACGUUAUUAACUAACUGAGCAUAGAAUUAAUCUUCAAUAACAUUUUUUCACAUUAGAAAAAAAAAUCUCUCGCAGAGGUAUUAUAUUUGAUUAUUACCAAAUUUACUUCUAGAUGUGGUAGCCCUCUUCGUGACUAAACUUCUAGUUUUUGAUACACUCAAAUUAGCGUACGUUAACGUUGAUCUUGUUUUUAAUGAUACCGUCAUCAAAGGAGUACCAAAAUGAUUAUGUUGAUUCAAGGCGUUAUUUAUAAAUGUACACAAUAAUUUUGCCCAUCUGUUUUGUUCUUCUUUUUAGUUAGAUUGAAAAUUAUUUUAUUCGGAGGUUAUAUUUCAAA
Armigeres subalbatus is the source of this 3618-nucleotide messenger RNA. Its product is annotated as zinc finger-containing ubiquitin peptidase 1-like. The record is from RefSeq and is a predicted model, not a curated record. Bases 498 to 2816 code for a protein of 772 amino acids. Lineage: Eukaryota; Metazoa; Arthropoda; Insecta; Diptera; Culicidae. The transcript has 6 exons.